CAUACCGGAAACGGAAAGGGGAUGGUUUAGUUAUAUUAUAGUUCAAUGGUUUUAAUGUAUUAUGUUAGCUAAGCGAUAGGCUCACUAUAUGUACUCACAAUAUGUUGUAAGGAGAGUAGUUAUUGUCUUACAUAUUGAGCAAACUACUUGGUAACCGCUAUAUAUGGCAUGUAAGCGAUUCAUUGAGAUAGUGGUCAAAAACGGUUAGUUGAUAUACGGGAACCUUUAUAUAGCAAGCGACAUAGCCGAUACCUAGCUAACGUAGCUAACUUAGCCAGCUAGCAUUUUAGGUCUAACUAGCACCCCAUCUAAAUUAACUCUAACGUUAGCUCGCAGACGACGAAGGUAAUAGUCUUGUUAAUGUAUUUGUUUUGAACUUUUUUCUUCUCUAUUUUAAUUUGAUCGACUGCCGUGGAAUUAGCUACGAAAUCAAUUGCGAAUUGUCACCUUUCAACCAUUUUACUCAGUUAUGAAUAUAACUAACGUUUAGUCUACCUACGACAAUUGGGGUACCAUUUCGUACAUUUUCCAUUUGUAACUUAUACACCGCAACUGGUCGGUCCUAUCGUCUGUCGUAUCCACGAUGGUGGAUAACCGUUAUGCCACUGCAAUUGUGAUCGGCUCCGUCCUGAGCUUGCUGGCGACAGUCUAUCUGUCAGUGGCAGUGGGCACACAGCAUUGGUAUCAAUACUCCAGCCCUCCUGCAGUCGGCGAAGCAAACGCAUCAGAUCUGCGCUCCUUGCAGGAUGAGUUCAUGGAAGAAGAUUUCGACGAGAAGGCGUACAGCGACAAGCUUUUCCGCCUCAACGGGACCAUGGGGCUCUGGUGGCGGUGUGUGCAAGUGCCAUCGUACUGGUACAAGGAGCCCGAUCCAAAAAUGGAGACCGAGUGUGUCGCCUUCACAUUGCGGCAGCAGUUCAUCCCCAAGUACAAAGAGCCAGGAAAUCACAAUAGUGGAGAGGAUCUGCUACGCACUUACCUAUGGAGGUGUCAGUUCCUGCUGCCGCUGGUCUCUCUGGGUCUGGUGCUCUUAGGAGGAAUGAUCGGUCUCUGUGGCUGCUUAUGCCGCAGCUUCACACCCACGCUAGGUGUCGGUGUGCUUCAUCUGCUGGCUGGUAUGUGCACCCUUGCCACAGUGUGCUGCUAUCUGGCUGGGACGGACCUGCUGCAUCGUGUUUCGGUUUUGCCUGGGGGGGUCGACGGGUCGUUGGGCUGGUCUCUCUACCUGGCUCUCAUCUCCUCCCCCCUGCACAUGAUGGCUGCCGCCCUGCUGGUGUGGGCAGCGCGCAGCCACCGGAAGAACUACUACCGCAUGACCGCGUACAGAGUGGCGUAGGGACAUGCUACAGCACGACUGCGUACAGGGUGGCGUAGGGAUACGCGCUGAGACCCGCUUAGGCACAGUUCACCUGCUGGUAACAACAACUUCAGGCGGGGCGUGGCAGGGGUAGGGGGUAGUCAAAACUUGUCAAAGAAUCCUUUUAUGAAUCUUAACGUACCACUAGAUGGAAAAGUCAUUCUCUGUGAGAAUGUAAUUUCCAAGCCUGGAAAUCUGUAUGAGGAGGAUGAGUUUUUAUUUUUUAUUUUUAUUUUUAUUUUUUUCUGGAGUUCUGAAGGAGAGAGAACUUAACGGUCUGAUGUUUGUAUAUCCUUGCACAAGUUCAAUUAGCAUGCAUUUUGUUACAGUUACAAUUUAUUGGUUUAUUUUAGUGCACAUUUGUAUUUUAUUUGAACUGUAUUUUUAUUUUAUCGAUGUGUGUCUAGGUUUGGAGUUAGUUUUAGUAUUUUAGUUUAUGAAUUGCGUUUUAUACAUUACAGUUUCUCGGUUCAGUGGUCAUAUGUUACUGCCAAAUUAUAACUAUAAUUGUUCAUUGGUUUGCAGUGUCCCCUAAUUCUGAUCCUGUAUUUAGUUUCCUUUUUUGGUUUGUAUUUGGACUUGAGUCUAAUUGGAAUGUGUAAAGUUUCCUGGACAGGUUUGACAUUAGAUUAAAUAUAAAUUUAACCACUGCUAACUUGUAACACUUAAGAUUCCUUAGUCGAACCAAGGAAAUAUAAACCCACUGUAUUGCUUAUGGCUUUUAAACACAAGGCUUCAAUGAUUGUAACACAUGGGGGAAACAAACAUAUACAUAAAUUAUGAUUUUCAUAAGUCCUGUAAAAAUGUUCACAGUGUAGCCUUCCCUUCUAGAUUGUAUUGUGGAGGACCAAUGUAAUGUUUAUCAACACACUUCCACUGAAAUACAACUACUGAAAAACUCGUAAACCACUGUGCAUAAUGUACUGAAUAUAAUUUGAGAGGGAAGGGGUAUUAACGGGAAGGAUUGUAUGUCAGCAUUGUAUAUAAUUGUGAUGUUUGCAUGUGAGAAUAAAUGUCACAUACAUCCCUCA
Conger conger (European conger) is the source of this 2388-nucleotide messenger RNA. RefSeq names its product claudin domain-containing protein 1-like. The record is from RefSeq and is a predicted model, not a curated record. The transcript is spliced from 4 exons. Gene Ontology annotation, cellular component: membrane. Lineage: Eukaryota; Metazoa; Chordata; Actinopteri; Anguilliformes; Congridae. Bases 584 to 1336 code for a protein of 250 amino acids.